Molecule: messenger RNA, 1537 nt
Organism: Lacerta agilis (Sand lizard)
Lineage: Eukaryota; Metazoa; Chordata; Lepidosauria; Squamata; Lacertidae
Product: somatomedin-B and thrombospondin type-1 domain-containing protein-like
Exons: 5
Coding region: 532-1305 (257 amino acids)
Source: RefSeq, a predicted model, not a curated record
AAAUGUCCAGCCAAUCCCCUUGUGUGCAUUGGGAACAACACCCGUUCGAUGUUGUUUCUUGUAUAAAAGGCCACCACCAGUUCGAAGCCCAGUUGAGCGGUGACAGCUUUUGCUGCCACCCACCCGUCCAUGAAAGGGGAAAGGAAAAGAGACUUCUCUUCAAGCAGCAAAAAUCUCUCCAGCGACCCACAUGCCAAUGCUCAGUCACUGAGGACCGCUUGCCAAUGCCGCCGGUCUCUUUAAAGAGGCAUCUUCCGUCGGCCGGGUAGAUGAGAAGUUUGAGGCUUCCACCCAGUCGCUUCCGUCGUGGGAGAUCAUGGCACUUUAAUCCUUUUGCCUGGGGAGCCCAUUCCCUCUGUGGAGGCCCUGGCUUUGGAGCGGGAGCGAGUGCGAAAGAGAAGGAGAAACCGGGCGAAACGUCUGGAGAGCUGUUGAAGGCCGUCCGGUGUGACUUGUGGUGACGAAAGGUCAUCCACACUCGGCGAUUCCUAGCAGCCGGUUUUGUAGGGAAGGCAAGCCAAAGCUACAGUCAUGAAGGAACCGGGAACCGGUGUGGGGUACUAUCUAGUCUUCUCCGUGUGGCUUCUGGUGCACGGCCUCGCCGAGGGUGGAUGCGGCGACCGAGAGGCCCACAAAUGCUGCCCGGGCCGGAAUAACGAUUGCUCCGAUUUCUCUCCGAGGAGAACGCCGUGUUACUGUGACACCUACUGCGAGAAAACCGGGGAUUGCUGCGAGGAUUAUCACUCCGUCUGCCAGAUCUCGGCAGCUGUUGACUGUGUGGUCGGCCCUUGGGGUCCCUGGAGCGAAUGCAAUGCUCUUUGCGGUACGGGCAGCAAAGACCGGACUCGCCAGGUCACUGUGCCACCUCGAAAUGGAGGAACCCCCUGCCCAGACCUAAAGCAGAGACGGGGGUGCCUUGGGGAGAACUCGGCCUGCGAUACAGCAAAAGAGGUGGCUAAGAUCCUGCCCGAUUCUUUUAAAAGGGAUUUCAAGGACCCCUGGAGAAGACCUCACAUGUUAACGAGGGAGAAGCUGCCAAGUUACUGCAUCUACUUCCGCCUGACGCAGGUGAGCCCUGCUUGCCGCCUGCAUUUCUGGAGCAGGCCGCUAGCGAGAGAGCGUCGUGUCUGCGUGGAGUGCCAAGGGAAUGCCGUGGGCAGCAAGAAACGGUGCCAAGGGGACGGUCUGCAGGGGGCCAGAACAUUCUGGACUGCGGCGUCCAUCGCUGGCUGCCAAGGAUCUUGGGUGCAGGAGUCUCUACAGGAAAAAUGUGUGUGCCCUCAACUCUCGUUUAUCUUCAUAUGACGUCAUGUCGGGCUGAAUGGCAAUCUUAAGAAAGAGAGGAAAGACCAAACACCAGCCGCAGCUGUUUUGGGGUGUUUUCUUUUGGUAAAGAAGAGAGCUGAAUGGCAAUACUCAAGCUACAUUUUGGCAGCCAUUAUGCACCGACACUCAUGGUUUCCACUUGUUUUAUUCUGGACACCUGACCGUGUAUUGUUUCCAAGCACAAGAACGUCUGAUUCAAUCUCUCUUUGUU